This is a messenger RNA of Aphanomyces invadans, 1627 nucleotides long. RefSeq lists its product as hypothetical. Gene Ontology annotation, molecular function: transferase activity, transferring phosphorus-containing groups. The record is from RefSeq and is a predicted model, not a curated record. The transcript has a single exon. Bases 5 to 1495 code for a protein of 496 amino acids. NCBI's taxonomy places the organism in Eukaryota, Oomycota, Saprolegniomycetes, Saprolegniales, Verrucalvaceae. Gene Ontology annotation, cellular component: Golgi apparatus.
GGAAAUGCGCCAACAUGAGAUUUGGCGAUGGGGGCAGGAAGUCGUCCGCUGUCGGCGAUGGCGCCUCGGGCUGUGGUGGUAUGUGGGAGGCUUCGCUCUCAUGUGGACGAUCUUGAUGGCAACCGACACGUGGGAGGAAGGUGUUGUCAUGGACGAAGUCACAGCGUUCGGGUCCCUCACCAACUCCCAAGACACGUACCCCGACCUGUGCCGCAUUCGAAACUACGACGCACUAAAGCGCAUGUCGAUCGUGUACACGUGGGUAAAUGGCAGCGUGCCAUGCUACCGUGCUUGUCGACACAGGUUUGGUGGCGACGACGCCGUCGGCGGAUCUCGCGACCGCGAGAUUGGGGAAUUGAAGUAUUCGAUUCGGUCGGUGCUGCGCUUCCUUCCAUGGUUCGAAGGCACCGUGUAUAUCGUGACGCCUGGCCAUGCGCCGCUAUGGCUCAACCAGAGCCAUCCCCGCAUCCACGUGAUCCACCAAGACACCCUCAUCCCAUCGGCGGCGACAAGCAACCUCCCCACGUUCAACACCAACGUCGUCGAGCAGUUUCUGUACCGCAUUCCAGGGCUUUCGGACCUCUUCAUGCACUUUAACGACGACUACAUCUUGACAGCACAUGUGCGUCCCCACGACUUGUUCACGUGUGACGGCGGCAUCCGCAUCCUUCACGAGCCCGCCAUCAUUCCUCGGCCUCGUCCGAUGGAGCAUUCUUCCCGCGGGGCGUGGAUGCAAUCCGUUCUCGCCACACGCGAUGCCAUCGAUGCCAAACUAGGCUACACGGCGACGCAUCAUUUUCUCAAGCACGCGCCGUUUGUGUACAGCCGUCGCGCGUUCGCGCGACUGCAUCAGAUCUUUUCCCACGAGCUGCGCGCGACGUGGCGCCAUCGAUUCCGAAGUCCUCACGACAUGAACGUCCCGCUCCUCCAUCACGGGUACAUGCUUGCGCAGGGCCGCAUCGAGCUCGGGAUUCCCGCCGACGCACCGCCGCCGUCCCCCGAGUUUCAACUCGUCAUGCUCACCGACACCAACCAAGAUUUCGUCAAGAGGAUCUUUGCCGCCGUGUUGCGUCGACAGCAUGGCGCCAAGCUCUUGGCCCUCAACGACGAGUACACCGACAUGGCUGUCGUCGACACCGUGCGGACAUUUCUCGCGGCGUUUUUGCCGGACGCGUCGCCUUUUGAACUCGACGAGGAAGCGGCGACCAUGACGGAGCAGCCCGUACAAGCCAUGUGCUGUGCACGCGAGUCCGAGAUCGAAGGAAGCACGGACUGGGAAGGUGGCGCGUCGUCGAACUCGAUCGUUCUCCGCGCCGUCAAGCCACCGUCCAUGGCGCUCGCGUUUUUUCGUGCUGCUGUUGAGGGCGCCGGGUUCGCGUUCGGCCUUCUCAUGGUGCUCGCCGUGCGGCAUCAACUCCGUGAUGGGGCGCCCAGCUACCGCCAUCCCCACACGGAAGAAGAUGGCGACGUUGGCUGUGAUCCUGGUGCUGCAUGAUGAGCGCCACACGAUCGGGGUGGCGAAGGCAGUGCCGGCGCGGACCGAGCAGCAUUGGAAACAUGUAUAGAAGCCGAAUUAAAAUCCCCGCGCGCGACGACGGGCUGUGAAUUUGCUGUCCGACUUGACCUC